UAUAUAUAUAUUCUCCAUUCGUAAAAAGCCUAUAGCCUACUACGAAGUAGAAACUGGAAUUCCCCUGCAAAUCGAAAGCUUUUUACACUGAAGCCUGCAAAAGUGGUGACCCAGUAAGCUCUGAGUGUGAUGAUGGAAAGCACGAAGAUCUUCGCGGCGGCAAUAUGCCUGGAUCUGGCCGUCUGUAGUGCGUUGCACUACGUAGCGAAAUUUGGGCUACCGCCGUCGCUAAGCCCCAGCGGUUGGCAGAGCCUGGCGCAGAUAUGGAUGCUGGCGGGGCUCAGGUGGGCGCUUGUCCGCUUGUUCUGCGUGGUGUUGACAAAAUCAGGGAGCAAGGCGGUGCUUCACCGCUGUGUGACGGCGAUAUGUCUGCUCGGACCGGUGUACGAAAGCGGGUUGUUGGCGCUGUUCGAGAAACACCCGGAGCACUGGAGCGGGUCGCUCUCGAGUCCGGGGAAAACUCUCAUAGCCGCGACUGCCACGGCUAUCGCCAGCCUCUUUUGGGAGGUGAAUUUUCCGGACAGUCGCGGAGAUGCCUGUGGAAUGUCCAACGGAACAGAGAGAAAGCAACGAGCCAGGGCGCUGUUCAUGAGGGUCAUCCGCUACUCCAUACCCGACGCACUAUUUCUGUGCGGCGCUUUUGUCUUCCUCGCUUUUGCUGUCAUUUGUGAGAUGUUCAUCCCAUUUUACACGGGGAAAGUGAUUGACAUUCUGGGAUCUCACUAUCAGCCAACCAGCUUCGUGACGGCUAUCUUCUACAUGGGACUCUUCUCAAUGGGCAGCUCCGUAGGUGCAGGUCUCAGGGGAGGCCUUUUCAUGUGUAGCUUAUCCAGGCUGAAUAAAAGAGUGCGUGUCAUGCUCUUCCAGGCCCUUGUUAAACAGGAGAUCGGAUUCUUCGAGGUCACCAAAACAGGGGAUCUCACGUCCCGCCUCGCCACUGACACCACCCUGAUGAGCCAGUCGGUGGCCAUGAACGUGAACAUUCUCCUGCGCAGCCUCAUAAACAUGGUGGGCGUUCUGGUCCUCAUGGUCAGUCUGUCCUGGAAGCUCACUCUGGUCACCUUCAUCGAGUUCCCUCUCAUCGCCAUCUCCCAAAAGAUCUACAACAACCGCUACGAGAAACUGUCCAAGGAGGUGCAGGACUCCAUUGCGCGGGCGAAUGACACGGCGGGUGAGUGCGUGGCGGGCAUCAGGACCGUGCGGAGUUUCAACACGGAGAGGAGUGAGGCGCGUCGCUACGACGAAAGAAUCAUGGUCACCCACGACCUCAAGACCCGCAGAGACACCGUGAGGGCUGUCUACCUGCUUUUCCGCAGGCUGGUGACUCUGGCCGUUCAGUUUCUGAUGCUGUACUAUGGCCGCCAGCUCAUCAAAAGGGGUGAGAUGAGCACGGGGAACCUGGUCUCCUUCAUCCUUUACCAGGAAAACAUGGGCUCCUACGUUAGGAUGCUAGUCUACAUUUGCGGCAACAUGCUGAAUUCAGUGGGCGCGGCCGCCAAGGUGUUUGAGUACCUGGACAGGGAGCCACAGGUGAGCACGGAGGGGGAGCUCCAGCUGGAGACCCUGCGGGGACAUGUCCAGUUCCAGGACCUCACCUUCUCCUACCCCACCCGCCCCGACUGCCCCGCCCUCCAGGGCUUCUCUCUGGAGAUGAAGCCGGGUCACAUGACCGCCCUGGUGGGGGCCUCAGGUGGAGGGAAGAGCACCUGUGUGAGUCUGCUGGAGAGAUUCUACCAGCCGCAGGAAGGAGAGAUCCUGUUGGACGGGCAGCCACUGCAUCGCUACCAGCACAAGUACCUGCACAGCAAGGUGGCGAUGGUGGGGCAGGAGCCUGUGCUGUUCUCUGGCUCCAUCAGGGACAACAUUGCCUACGGCCUGACAGAAUGCCCCCUGGAGAGGGUGCAGGAAGCUGCCCGCAAGGCAAACGCCCACGGCUUCAUCAGCAAACUGGAGCACGGCUACGACACAGAUGUCGGUGAGCGGGGCAGUCAGCUGUCUGGGGGACAGAAGCAGCGUAUUGCCAUCGCCAGAGCUCUGAUCCGACAGCCACAGGUCCUCAUCCUGGACGAGGUCACCAGCAGCCUGGACACAGAGAGUGAACACAUGAUCCAGCAGGCAUUGGCCAGCUGCCCCUCCCAGACCCUGCUGGUGAUUGCUCAUAGGCUGAAGACAGUGGAAAAGGCGGAUCAGAUCGUAGUGAUUGACCAGGGGCAGGUGCUGGAGCAAGGCACGCACCAGGAGCUGAUGGAUAAGAAGGGGAACUACUACAAACUGAGGGAGAGGCUGUUCUCCGAAAAUAACUCCAGCGGUUCGGCUGACCACAGCAAACCACCGAGCCAGUGAGGUGUUAGUCAUCAGCCAACUCGGUGUGCGGCGCAAAAACGAAAGUCUAAAAAGCUUGGUUUCGUUUUGAACGGUGUACCUGUGGUACGGAAUCCGAUCACCUUUCCCGCAAGAGACCGCCAGCUUCCCCUUAAGACUGUUUGCAACGUUGAAGUCGCAGAAACCAAUAUUGCACAGAUCUCUGUGUAAAGGGCAAUUUGUGGUUGAGAUGUUAACGGGUGUAACAUUUUGCUGCAUCUAACACCGCAAAAAUAUGAGAGGCCCUCAAAUCUCAAAUCUCAGCAAAACUACUGUGUCUGGAUGGAUAGGUGGUAUUCUGGACAAAUAAAAAUGUCUUUUAAUUUCAUUUUUGGGGGAACUACCCCUUUAAGAAAUUGCAUCGUUCUCAUGUUAACCUUUGGAUCAGUUAAGCUUUGAGCAUUAGGGACCUGUUGUCAGAUGCUUUUUUUUCCCUCUGUUUUCUCUUUAUUUUCAUUCACUGUGUGUGGUAUAUUUUACUAUUCUAUCAAUAAAAUAUUUAUCUACUUUGA
Conger conger (European conger) is the source of this 2873-nucleotide messenger RNA. RefSeq names its product transporter associated with antigen processing, subunit type a (gene tap2a). Gene Ontology annotation, cellular component: membrane. Lineage: Eukaryota; Metazoa; Chordata; Actinopteri; Anguilliformes; Congridae. Bases 130 to 2343 code for a protein of 737 amino acids. Gene Ontology annotation, biological process: transmembrane transport. The transcript is spliced from 12 exons. Gene Ontology annotation, molecular function: ABC-type oligopeptide transporter activity; ATP hydrolysis activity; ATP binding. The record is from RefSeq and is a predicted model, not a curated record.